AUGGCUUUAGUGGGGGGCAGUAACUACUACAAUAGAGAAGGCAAAUGGUCUAUAAAGUCCAUCAUCCAGCCUUCUGCUUGCACAGACAGUAAGAUCUUGGCUUUGGCACCUGAUGCUAUGCGAGCUCUGAGAAUUGGAGCAGAACCACCCUGCGAGGACCUCCCUGUCCUCCCUCCUGCUUCCAAUGUCUCCUCCACCGUGUCCUUCACUGAAGCAGAGGUGCAAAGUGCCUGUGGUGUCUGGGAGAAGAUGCUAGAUAUGGAUGCUGAGGACAACGGGACAACUAUGCUGGUCAGGAUAUUUACUGACCACCCAGACACAAAAACCUACUUCACACACUUUAAAGACAUGGACUCCACCAAAGAGAAGAAACAGUCAGAUCAGGUUGCGGGCCACAGCAAGAUGGUUUUCACUGCCAUCAACAACAUGGGGCAACACCUGGACAACUCCAACGCUUUUCUUGGGACAGUGAACCCAGUUGGAAAGACACAUGCUACUGAUCUGAAGACUGACCCCAGAAACUUUAGGAUUAUCUGUGUCAUUAUCUUUAAACUGAUGAAGGAGAAAUUUGGCAGAGACUGCAAAGCUUCUUUUGAUAAGGUGGCCAGUGAAAUCUGCGCUCACCUGAACAAUGUCUACAAAGAGGUGGGUUGAUGAGGAUGCGCAAUCUCCAACUGUUCAAGUGUCUUGCCAGCACUGAUUUGCUGCUUUUGGGCCUCCAGCCAGAGUUGAAAGAAUGAAAAAGUUUAAAAAAACCCAAACAAACAAAAAAAGGCUUAUAUAAUGUAGAUACCAAUAAUUUUCUUAGCAAACUGAGUUUCUACAGCUAAAUAAAACCCACAGAUACAUCAAAGCUAAACCAUCAAAUCCUGAUAUGUUUUGCAGCUUCAUUGCUGAAGGUGGGUUCCUCUAGCCACCAUCCUUGAAGAUUAGAUUUUAAGAUGAUGACUUUGAGCUUGCUAUUCCUAAGAGAAAGACUUGCUGCUUCCAGCAACACCAACCCAGAGAGGCACAGCAGCUCUUUAUCUCAACUACCACCUCUCCAUCCUCAUGAAUGACAAGCAGGGAC
Molecule: messenger RNA, 1069 nt
Organism: Athene cunicularia (burrowing owl)
Lineage: Eukaryota; Metazoa; Chordata; Aves; Strigiformes; Strigidae
Product: cytoglobin-1-like
Exons: 5
Coding region: 1-654 (217 amino acids)
Biological process (GO): oxygen transport
Molecular function (GO): iron ion binding; heme binding; oxygen binding
Source: RefSeq, a predicted model, not a curated record